AUGUAUAAUGAUUCUCGUAGUCAAAACGUGACUAUUGUACUGAGCGUAUUCAAAAACACCCGCCUGUUUACUGCAAGGGAGAACACACCGAGGCCAGCCAUCAAAUACACACUCAACAGCAAGGUCAUUGCAGCUCAGCUUCUCGUUGAUGGUCGUCCUGUCCGAGAUUUGCACCAGUACAACGUAACAACUGUCUUCAUGCCGAUGAAGUCCAUAGAUACGGGCGCCCGCACAGAUGUCACUUCCUGUGGGUACUGGAAUUUCACCGGAAAUGACGACACCGGAUCUUGGUCGACUGACGGUUGUCGUUAUGUGAGAGAGGAGAAUGGCCGUGAUGUCUGUAUUUGUGAUCACCUGACAAACUUCGCUGUAUUACUGGACUUCUACGGCCAAGCUAGUCUGACACACUCCCUUGCUCUCAGCAUCAUCACCAUCAUAGGACUUAGUCUCUCGAUAUUUGGGCUGUCUUUAACAGUGCUCUCAUUUGUAACCUUCAGGAAGUUACGUCAAACCCGUCCCCAGCAGACGAUGUUUAACCUGGCUCUGGCGGAGCUGUGUUCGUGGAUUGUAUUUCUGGCUGGCAUCAACCAGACCGGGAAUCACACUGGGUGUAUCGUGGUGGCCGUGUUACUGCACUACUUCAUCCUGGCGUCGUUCAUGUGGAUGCUGAUAGAAGCAGUGCUUCAUUACAUCCUGUUUGUCAAAGUUCUUGGCACCUACAUCCCCAGCUUCAUACUGAAGACAGCCAUACCAGCUUGGGGUAUACCCCUGCUUCCUCCAGUUGUCAUUCUGUCCAUAGACCCCGGCCUUUACAGAGGGGGAGAUACUUAUUGCUGGAUGUCUUUGACAACCUUCUACUACGGCUUCUCCCUCCCUGUUGGCCUCAUCAUCGUCAGCAACAUCGUCCUCUACAUCAUGGUUGUGGUCAACAUCUGCAGAACGUCGACGACUGCUGUCCACACAAGUCAGUCAAAACAGGACAGAAAUGCAGUCAGCAUCAGGGCGUCUAUAUUCUGCUUUAUACUUCUGGGUUUAAGCUGGGUGUUCGGCUACCUGGCCAUCGCAGAUGCCAGGGUGGUGUUCCAGUACGUCUUCACCAUCACCAACACCUUACAGGGCUUCCUCAUCUUCGUCCUCUUCACAGCCCGUAACAAGGAGGUGAGAGACAGCUGGAGAGAGAUGUGCUGCAAGAAGAAGAAAUGCCCACAUGGCGGAGGAAGAACGCGGCUGUACAAGGGUUCUCAGAACCAUUCCAGUUCCAUUGGGCAGCAGAACCGAACCACCGACACUGGACUGUCUAACGAGGCGUACCAACAUCCUCCAAUUCAGCUGAGACGUUCAAGCAAAGCAUUUUCUUUUGGUUGAUGUUAGCACUCGCGUUCACCUGAGUUUAUCACGUUGCUUACUUAUCCAUUAUUACACACUCAAUAAAUUGUUUGCGGGCACUUUCCCAUCUCUUUAAGUAUGUUAUAUUCAAAUUCAGCUUUAUAGUAUAAUGAUGAUUCCAUAC
Messenger RNA from Haliotis rubra (blacklip abalone), 1510 nucleotides. RefSeq names its product adhesion G-protein coupled receptor G2-like. The record is from RefSeq and is a predicted model, not a curated record. Gene Ontology annotation, cellular component: membrane. Gene Ontology annotation, biological process: cell surface receptor signaling pathway; G protein-coupled receptor signaling pathway. The transcript is spliced from 8 exons. Gene Ontology annotation, molecular function: G protein-coupled receptor activity. The coding region runs from base 1 to 1365 and encodes 454 amino acids. NCBI's taxonomy places the organism in Eukaryota, Metazoa, Mollusca, Gastropoda, Lepetellida, Haliotidae.